AUGUUUUCAUCCUUUAUAGUUUAGCAUUUGGUGGAAGAGUCUUCUGUAUUUGGAUCUAUAUAUAGUCUGGUUCAUGAUCACCAUGUGUCUGGAUCAAAAGAGUGUGUAGGGUUUUGGAUUGGGUUAGGUUGUUUGGUUUUCUAUGAAGCAAGCAAUCAGAAGUUGAACUUUAAAGGUUUUUGCAAUGGCAUCUAAUUCUUCUGAUGGAGAUUCUAGUAAAUCACCGAAGCAGCCACCCCUGCCAUCUCCCUUGCGUUUCUCCAAAUUCUAUCAGUCUAACAUGAGAAUCUUGAUCACUGGAGGAGCUGGAUUUAUUGGUUCUCACCUAGUUGAUAGAUUGAUGGAAAUUGAAAAAAAUGAGGUCAUUGUUGUCGAUAACUACUUUACUGGAUCAAAGGAUAAUCUCAAAAAAUGGAUGGGUCAUCCCAGAUUUGAGCUUAUCCGUCAUGAUAUCACUGAACCUUUGAUAAUUGAGGUUGAUCAGAUCUACCAUCUUGCAUGCCCUGCAUCUCCUAUUUUCUACAAAUAUAAUCCGGUGAAGACAAUAAAGACAAAUGUGAUUGGCACACUGAACAUGCUUGGGCUUGCAAAGCGAGUUGGAGCAAGGAUUCUACUUACCUCAACAUCGGAGGUAUAUGGGGAUCCUCUUGAGCAUCCCCAAAAUGAAAGCUAUUGGGGAAAUGUGAACCCUAUUGGAGUUCGUAGUUGUUAUGAUGAGGGAAAGCGUGUAGCUGAGACUUUGAUGUUUGACUAUCAUAGGCAGCAUGGCUUAGAAAUACGUGUUGCAAGAAUCUUUAACACGUAUGGGCCGCGCAUGAAUAUUGACGAUGGGCGUGUUGUCAGCAACUUCAUUGCUCAAGCACUUCGUGGUGAACCCUUGACGGUCCAGUCUCCAGGGACACAAACUCGCAGUUUCUGCUAUGUCUCUGAUCUGGUCGAUGGCCUUAUCCGUCUCAUGGAAGGAUCCGACACGGGGCCAAUCAACCUCGGAAAUCCAGGUGAAUUUACAGUGCUUGAACUUGCUGAGACAGUUAAGGAGCUAGUUAAUCCAGAUGUAGAGAUAAAGAUGGUGGAAAAUACUCCUGAUGAUCCCCGGCAGAGAAAACCAGACAUAACAAAAGCAAAGGAGUUACUUAAGUGGGAACCAAAGUUCCAGCUGCGAGAUGGUCUACCUCUAAUGGAAGAAGAUUUCCGUUUGAGGCUUGGAGUUGUCAAAAAGUAAUUAACUUAUAUUUUCCUUUUAAAUCAAGCCAGAAAUGGAUAGAUAAUAAGUGGGAUGGAUGAGUCUAAAAUUUCACAAUUUUCCUUUCAUAAUUAUGACAAGGGUCAAAAACCGUACUCUUGCUUUUAUUUGACCAAAAACACUGCAGCAAUAGUGUCUGCAAAUUUUGCCGGUAGUAUUCUUUACUGUGAUAAACUUUCUAUUGAGAAAAAGAAAAUCCCCCUCUUUGUAGUUCUCUUGUUA
Vigna angularis (adzuki bean) is the source of this 1465-nucleotide messenger RNA. Its product is annotated as UDP-glucuronic acid decarboxylase 6. Gene Ontology annotation, molecular function: UDP-glucuronate decarboxylase activity; NAD+ binding. Gene Ontology annotation, cellular component: cytoplasm. Gene Ontology annotation, biological process: D-xylose metabolic process. The record is from RefSeq and is a predicted model, not a curated record. Lineage: Eukaryota; Viridiplantae; Streptophyta; Magnoliopsida; Fabales; Fabaceae. The transcript has 13 exons. Bases 185 to 1222 code for a protein of 345 amino acids.